CAGCAACAUGGACACAGACCCCUGGGCAGACGCCCCUCCAACCCCGCCCCCGCCUUCCUCCCUCCCAACGCUCCCCGUUUCUCCGCCAGAUGCGCGCACCGGCACCGGCUCAGGUCUCGCGUCCAAGAUGGGGUCGCCGUUAAAAGCUCAAGCGUCAACCCUUGAGGAUAUGAACGGAGGAUUUGGAUUUGAUGAUGAAGAUGAAGGGACUGGCGAUGUGGAUAAGGUGCCAGCGAGUGAGGAAAAGACAGGGGAAAAGAAGGAAGAGGCUCCAGCUGUUGCUGAAGCUGAAGAAGAUGACGGCUUUGAUGACUUUGACGACUUUAACGAAUCUGCCCCCACACCUGCUGUCGACGGAUCGUCCACCCCAGCUGGAGAUGACGACGAAGGCUUUGGUGAUUUUGGCAAUUUUGAAGAGGGUGAUUUUGAGGAAGAAGCGCCUCAGGAGACACCGGGCACUGGAGUAGUGCAAGAGCCCGAAUUGAUAGUAGAACGAUGGCGUGCUCUGGAAUUGAGACCACCACCACCAAGGUCUGAGAUAGCAGACCAGCUCUCGGCGCUCUUUGCUCCCCUUCUCGAUUCUGGCAAAGACCUCCUGACGAACGAACCGCCUCGAGCUGUCGGUGGCCUCAGCCAAGUCCUUGUUGGUGAAUCCAGCCGAGACGCCUACGCCCAGUUGACGACCCCGCCAUUGACAAAACCCCUCGACUGGACUCGUUCCCGCGUCCGGCGCGACCACCUCAUCUCCCUCGGCGUCCCCGUCAACCUCGACGAAGUCGAUUCUCACCGCCUUUCCUCUCUUCCUCCUCUGCGGAUCACUACAAGCUUUGCCACGUCCGGUGGGAGAGGAAGGCCUCAGCCGAGGAGGGCAGAGACGUUUGAUUCGUAUUCAAAGUCUGGGGAUGGUGAUGGGAGGUAUACGGCGGAGCAGAAGGGUAAAGGUCGUGAUCAGGGACCUUUCAGUGCUGCACCUGGAGAUGGCGCGGGGACUUCGGGCAAGUAUGGAAUAGGUUUGAGGCCAGAGAUGGAUACGCCGAAAGCGGAAGAGCUGUGUGGCUUGGAAGAGGACGCCCUUUCUCUUCUACCUUUAUCGACCUUGAGGGCCCUCCAACAAGAUCUUGUCACCACCUCGGCGCAGGCGAGCGCAACCUUGGCGUGGAUGUUGCAGCUCAAGGAUGCUCAAACGCAGGACAGUGCUACUUAGUAAAUCCCCAUCCGCCUCCUCACCCAUUUUUUGAAACUGACGUAUAUGACUUUCCAGCAAUGGCAUGAUAUCAUCCCUCAUCGCCAACGCCGCCCGCGCCAAAUCAGCCCAACAAUCCUCUGGCGGCGGUGUCUUCCGGCGCAGUUCUACCAAAGUACAGAGCCGACCGCAGAGCGUCAGUGGGAAUGGGGGCAUGACGCCGAGGAGGGUGGGAAGUCCAGGAAUGUGGUAGUUGGCUAGACAAUCUUACAAAGACGAUCCAAAAGGGAGACAGGGUGCAGUUGUAUCGAUCAAUCAUUUUGAUAUGUACCGAUGUGGAUAGAGGAGCAAUUUGGGCACAGGUUCCAAGUCGUGUUAUUUCAUGAAAAGUUCACUUAUCUGGCUAUAGCGUGUAUAUCUGGUUAUGUCAUUAUCGAGAACAAGCUACAAUUCGUGUUUCUUCCUCUCAUUCCCUUCACAGGUCCACAGGUGGAUUAUUCAGCCUUGAAGAGUCUCGCAAUCUCCCUCGCGCCUUCUUCACCUCCGUUCCAAAAGCCACCAAGCACCUCGGGCGCAAAGACCUUCUCCCUCACCUCUUGCACCGCACUACUUUCAGAUCGCACCCCACCAGCCCCACCAGCCCUCAACCUCCCAAGCUCCCUCUCCUCCCAACUCCCCCUCCACCAAACCCUCUCCACCGUCCCCUC
Cryptococcus amylolentus CBS 6039 is the source of this 1890-nucleotide messenger RNA. RefSeq lists its product as hypothetical. NCBI's taxonomy places the organism in Eukaryota, Fungi, Basidiomycota, Tremellomycetes, Tremellales, Cryptococcaceae. The transcript is spliced from 4 exons. The record is from RefSeq and is a predicted model, not a curated record. The coding region runs from base 8 to 1204 and encodes 398 amino acids.